AGUACACAUAUCAUGAUCCUUGGCCGUCCUUGGUGGUCAGACUACGGGAAUCGGCGCUUCUUGCUCCCAUCCAACAAAGACUGGCAGCAGUUUGUCGUGGAUCAACGAUUGGAGCAGGAUCUCAGUUUAGGCUAAACGGCCAGAACUGUCCAGAACCGGGUCCAAGCCGAACUAUCUGCACCCAUGACGCAUAGUGCAGCAACAACCGCCAUGCUUUCCACCUCGGCUUUCCGGCAGCUGCAAGAGCGUAGACUUUCAGCUCCCGAGGCGCAACAACAUUGCCCAUACUCUGCGAGCCUUCUCAGCGUCGUCCGCAGCUCAAGCUUGCAUGCAAAGCAUCCAGCUACCACCUACCAGUACAGUUCAGAAUACAACAACACUCUAGAGUCCAAGCACGUCUUUACACUGUCUUCUCCAUCUCCAGCUGCCUCAACUUUUCACUCAACGCUUUCUCCUCCAUCUCAUCCUCCCGCCUCGCCCUUCGUCCUGUCGGGCUCCAUACAGUCACCGCCUGCGGGCCCUUGGCAGCCUUUGGCGGCGUCGUCAGAGAAGGCAGAUGUGAUGUGGGAGUGAGGGGAGAUAUGGCUGGGUUCGGCGUGGUCGGUCUCGACCGGGAGAGGAUGGAUGUGGUAGACGGAGGUAGGGGUACGGUUGGGGACCGGGGAGACAAUCCUUUCAGAGGCGGCAUGCAGACCUUCCCGCCUUCUUCUAACAUUUCCCAGUCUGCCCUGAUGGCAUUCCACUUUUCCUCUACAGUCUCCACCAACAGUCCUGACGACCGCCGCUUGAUUUGCUCGACAUCCAGACUCGGCUCAAUCAUCUGUUCCGUCCGUUCUACCCUCAUCUUCUCGUCCUUCUCCAAGGGCGAUAUCGAAAAGAUGACUCGGAGCGACUUGGUCACAUAGUAGGACAGCACCGGCGGCCCGCCAUCUGGACAAGGCCGUGAGAGACAGAUGAAUUGAAGCUGGAUAGCGUACCGCAGCACCUCCUUCUCUCCUUCCACCCUGCUCUCAUGCCCCACAUAGCUAUCCUCCCUCAAGAGCAAUCGCCCCCCCACCGGUACUCUCCGUAGGUCGUAGGGUACGAGAAACACCUUGGCAGCAGCACUCGGUUCGGGCGUCUUGAUCAGGAUCUGCAGUUGACCUCGGCGGGCGACACGAUAGCCCGGAAAGACGGGCGGCGGUCCAGCCGGUACUUUCGUCCUUUCCUGCAGCGGCAGCCCCACAGUUGAAUACGACUCGAAAUACCACCUCUGCACAUCGACACUCCCCACCCACGGCGUCUUGCCCUGCGGACCACUCGCAUCCUCGUCACCGAGGUCGUAGUAGAACGCUUCGAAUGGUACGACGACAUGUGCCGGGCAGCGUAAUUCUUUGGGGCAAGUCUUACCCUUGCCCACUGCGCCUAGAUGGAGGGUGAAACCAGGCGUGGGCUGGUGUGGCCGAUGACCACACAUGCGGGCGUGCAACAGGGACAAAGUGUAUGAGCCCAAGAGGGGCUGAGAGCGGGAAAGGGGUGAAGGGUUUAUGGAGCUACCGCCGGUGGGUGGCGAGUGUGGUAUCGGGGUGGAGGAUCUGCCAGGAGACGGGGUGAAGGGAGGUACAGAGACCAUAGAUGAGGCCGUGGAAGAGCCAUGGAUGGAUAUGGGACGUGGGGUCUGGCCUUGCGAUGAGCGGCGGUUGAUGCGUACGGAUGGGGACGGGGUGCGGGUAGGAGCGUAGAUGGGAGGGCGGGAGAGGGGCGAGGUGGCGGUGGGCGAUGGCUGUAGCAGAUUGGAGCUCGUCGUGCAGGUCAUGACGACGUGGAAGAAUGCAAAAGAUGUAACAUUCCCAUCCAUCUCAUCUCGC
Molecule: messenger RNA, 1847 nt
Organism: Cryptococcus amylolentus CBS 6039
Lineage: Eukaryota; Fungi; Basidiomycota; Tremellomycetes; Tremellales; Cryptococcaceae
Exons: 2
Coding region: 184-573 (129 amino acids)
Source: RefSeq, a predicted model, not a curated record